This is a messenger RNA of Hyposmocoma kahamanoa, 1838 nucleotides long. It is a transcript of the gene Mo25, whose product is annotated as protein Mo25. Bases 211 to 1218 code for a protein of 335 amino acids. The transcript is spliced from 7 exons. The record is from RefSeq and is a predicted model, not a curated record. Lineage: Eukaryota; Metazoa; Arthropoda; Insecta; Lepidoptera; Cosmopterigidae. Gene Ontology annotation, molecular function: protein serine/threonine kinase activator activity. Gene Ontology annotation, biological process: intracellular signal transduction.
UGUGGUCCGUCUCGCUAGGAAUAAUUGUAAUUUUUAUUCUGAAAGUAAGUUAUAUUCCGCAUCAUUUGUGUAUUUCCUUUUCUUUUACUAAGAAAUUCAAUGGGGCGUGAAGUAGCGUAACAUUGUGUGACUAAUACGUCAAGUUUGAAAAGGUACAAUCUUAUGUAGACAGAAUUACUUAGAUCUUGUCUAAAUUACCGCAAAAAUACUAUGCCUCUUUUUGGUAAGUCCCAGAAGAGCCCAGCGGAGCUUGUCAGAUCGUUGAAGGAUGCAGUGACGGCGCUAGAAAGGGGCGAUAAGAAGGCAGAGAAGGCACAGGAAGAUGUGAGCAAGAACUUGUUAUUAAUAAAGAACAUGCUGUAUGGAACAUCCGAUGCAGAGCCCCAGACGGACAUCAUCGUUGCCCAACUGGCACAAGAACUAUACAACACAAACCUGCUGCUGUUCCUUAUUCAGAACCUUAACCGCAUCGACUUUGAAGGGAAAAAGGAUGUAGCACAGGUGUUCAACAAUGUCUUAAGGCGUCAGAUCGGCACGCGGUCGCCUACGGUUGAGUACAUAUGUACCAAACCAGAGAUACUCUUCACUUUGAUGUCUGGGUAUGAACACCAAGAGAUUGCUUCAAACUGUGGAACUAUGCUGCGGGAGUGCGCACGAUACGAAGCCUUGGCCAAGAUAAUGCUGUAUUCUGACGAUUUUUACAAUUUCUUCCGUUAUGUAGAAGUAUCCACUUUUGAUAUUGCCUCAGAUGCCUUUUCUACUUUUAAGGAAUUGCUAACGCGACACAAAAUGUUGUGCGCCGAGUUUCUAGAAGCUAACUACGACAAAGUGUUCAGCCACUAUCAGCGACUUUUGAAUUCCGAGAACUAUGUGACUCGACGGCAGAGCCUAAAACUCCUUGGCGAAUUGCUACUGGACCGACACAAUUUCUCCAUUAUGACCCGUUACAUCACCAACCCUGACAAUCUUAAGCUGAUGAUGAAUAUGCUUAAAGAGAAGUCACGUAACAUACAGUUUGAAGCUUUCCAUGUUUUCAAGGUAUUCGUAGCCAACCCAAAUAAACCAAAACCAAUCCUGGAUAUCCUGCUAAGAAAUCAAGACAAGCUGGUAGAUUUCCUUACCAAGUUCCACACAGAUCGUUCCGAGGACGAGCAGUUCAAUGACGAAAAGGCUUACCUUAUAAAGCAAAUCAAAGAGCUCAAGCCGGUGGAACACUAACGACUAUUGCAUUUCAUUUUCGCCACUUCCUCCUCAAAAAGAAGUUAGUUAUAGAUGCUAUAAUAUUUAAACGCUUCUAAGUCACCAAGAGGGUGUCGUGCGCAGGGCUUCGCGCCAGCCACAAGGUUCAGCAACAAUUAGAUUUCUAAACGGAUUUUACAUUUGGUCUGUGAUCAGUCAGGGAAGAGUAUAUUUGUGCUACGAGCAAAUUAACAUUUUUAAUAAAGAUUUGUAGGUAUUAGUGUUACUUAUUUUAAUGGUUUGACUUAUAUGUUUUGUAAGUUGUUAAAACCAUGUUUAGUUUUUAUGACGUGUUUAGUGACGGCUCCAGAGUCGCAUCGAAAUAUUAUAUUUUGUCACGUUUAGCUUACUAUGUUAUGGUUUCUAGAAGUAAAUUCGACAAAAAGUAGGUUGCCGAUCCGAAAGUUAACAUCUCGAUACCAUUAAUGUCAUUCGUAACUAUUGUUUUUUUUAUAUCGUAAAUCAAUGUCGGUAAAUUAAAUUGUUAAAACUGAAAAGUGUGUAUGGUAUCUUCAAUAAGUUUCCUGAUAUACGAUGGUUGUAUAUUUUCAUCUAUUAUAGCUAUUUAAUUCGAGUCUGAUAUAUUUUAUUUACUUAGU